GGAGGGGCUAUAAGAGCUUCCAGCUUGGGAUAUGCAAACUCCUGGCUGGGGUCGUUCCGGGGAGUGGGAUCCAGGUGCAUGACCGGGAAGGAAGGAAACGUGGCCGGCGGCGAUCGCGGAUCCUUUCCUGCGCGCAUCUAUUGGGAAGCGGAGUCCGGGCGAAGAAGGGAGCCGCCCCUUUCCUAUUGAGCGCCAUGUAAAAAGCUCCCUCCCUCCCUGGGAAAUCCUCAGACAGGAGACCAUUCAAUGCAGCUUCUUCGGGGGCUGCUGAAAUCGCUACAGCAGUCCCCAUUUUCUCCUUGGGGAGAUUAUUAUUAUUAUUUUGCUGUCUCUUCCUGAUCGUUUCCCGUCCUUUUCCUUUUCUCUGGUGCUGCUUCAGAUCCAGGAGGCUUCAAUGGCUGCGAAACCGGCGGGGAGAAAAGGGGGCGAUCCCUCCCAGGAGCCCUUGUUUCGGGGAGUUGUUCAAGAGGAGCCGCCUCCGGAGGGAGCAUCGGACACUCUCAUGGCCUCGUCUUCAUCUCCUGGAACCUCAGUUCUUUUUAGCGGAGGAUUAGCAGCGGUUGAGCUUCCAACACAGAAUUUGGUAUCAUUUGAGGAUGUAGCUGUGUUUUUCUCCAUGGAGGAGUGGGCCCUGCUGGAUUUAGAGCAAAAAGCCCUGUACCGAGAGGUCAUGCUGGAAAACAAGAGGAACAUGGCCUCCUUAGGACAAGAUACUGUACUUUUCCAUCAACUCUUUCUUAGGCUAGAAAUGUCUUCCCAAAGAAGGCAACCAAGUUCUGCUCCAGCUCAAUAUGGAGCAGGUGACGGAUGGGAGAUGGAGGAUUCUGGCCAAGAGGCAGCAACACGUUUGCCAAAAGACAAAAAGGAAGUUGCAGAAAAGAUGCAUGGACAGCAAAGUUCUGAGGAAAAGCAGUUAACGGGGGAGCUGGAGAAUUGCUCUACUUUACCUUGUCCAGAUACCAAUGUCUUAUUGGACGGAGAUGAUUGCCAAGAAAAAGGAGAGUGUUCAAGGUGUGGGAAAACACUCAGAGAUGAAUUGGGAUUAUGUGACUGUUGCGAAAGCCCUGCUGGAGAGAAACAAGAUGAAAGCAGGCAACACCCCAGAAGGAGCCUUCCUCCUCUUUUACAUGAAAGCAUACAAGAAGGAGGGAAAAUGUACAAAUGUACGGAGUGUGCAGAAAGCUUUGAAACAAGCUGCUGUCUUGCAUCACAUAAAAAAAUUCACAAAGCAGAGGAUCCGCAUAAAUGUUUGGAGUGUGGAAAGACCUUCAGUCAGAAAAGUCCUCUUAAUUCACAUAAGAAGGUCCAUGGAGAGAGCAAGCAGCAUCAAUGCAUUCAUAGGGGAAACAGCUUCAGAAACAGCACCUCCCUUGCUUCCCAUCAAAGCAUCCACAGAGAGGAGAAGUUGUAUCAACACACAGAGGGUAGAACGAGGUUUACUUGGAGCAAGGAACUGAAUUCCUGGAAAAAAAGCCCCACUGGGAAUACUUCAUGUAAAUGCCUGGAAUGUGGGAAAAGCUUCCGCACUGCAAGUGAUCUCGCUUACUAUAAUAGGAUCCAUACAGGGGAAAAACCAUAUCAUUGCACGGUGUGUGGGAAGAGUUUCACCCAAAAAGGCCAUUUCAAUUUACACAAGAGGGUCCACACAGGAGAGAAUCCAUAUCAUUGCACAGAGUGUGGGAAAUGCUUCAGGACCUCCAGUGCCCUUAUUUGCCAUAAGAGGAUUCACACAGGGGAGAAACCCUAUGAAUGUUUAGAAUGUGGAAAAAGUUUUCGUGGAAGUGGUGCUCUAACCAUACAUAAUAGGAUACAUAAAGGGGAGAAACCCUUUCAAUGCCUGCAAUGUGGAAAGAGCUUCAUUCAAAAAGGUCACCUUAAGUCACACGAGAGGAUCCACACAGGAGAAAAACCAUUUCAAUGCAUGGAGUGUGGAAAGAGUUUCCAUUUCUCAGCAAGCCUUACUGCCCAUCACAGAAUCCACACGGGGGAGAAGCCCUUUCAGUGCCUGCAGUGUGGAAAGCGCUUUGCCCGUUCUGAUAGCCUUCAUGCCCACGAACGGACCCACACUGGGGAGAAACCGUACAAAUGCCUAGAGUGUGGAAAGAGCUUCUGUAGAUCCAGCAUCUUAACUUCCCAUAAAAGUAUCCACAGUGGAGAGAAACCACAUCAAUGCACUGACUGUGGGAAGCGCUUCACUGAAACAAGACACCUUAAUAUCCAUAAAAGGACCCACACAGGAGAGAAACCGUACAAAUGCCUGGAGUGUGGAAAGAGCUUCUCUAGAUCCAGCACCUUAACUUCCCAUAAAAGUAUCCACAGUGGAGAGAAGCCGUAUAAAUGCACAGAGUGUGAAAAAUGCUUCAAAACCUCCAGUGCCCUUACUCAGCAUAAAAGGAUCCACACAGGGGAGAAACCCUAUGAAUGCUUGGAGUGUGGAAAAAGCUUCAACAGACGUGAUACUCUAACCAUACAUAACAGGAUACAUAAAGGGGAGAAACCUUAUAAAUGUCUGUAUUGUGGAAAGAGCUUCAGUCAAAAAGGUCAACUUAAGUCACAUGAGAGGAUGCACACGGGGGAAAAACCAUUUCAAUGCAUGGAGUGUGGAAAGAGCUUCCAUUUCUCAGCAAGCCUUACUGCCCAUCACAGAAUCCACACGGGGGAAAAGCCCUUUCAAUGCCUGCAGUGUGGAAAGGGCUUUGCCCGUUUUGAUAGCUUUCAUGUCCAUGAACGGACCCACACUGGAGAAACCAUACAAAUGCCUGGAGUGUGGAAAGAGCUUCCGUAAAUCCAGCCACCUAACUUCUUAUAAAAGUAUCCACAGUGG
Pantherophis guttatus is the source of this 2824-nucleotide messenger RNA. NCBI's taxonomy places the organism in Eukaryota, Metazoa, Chordata, Lepidosauria, Squamata, Colubridae. The record is from RefSeq and is a predicted model, not a curated record.